AUGGCAGCCUCAAAGUCAUCAAUGCCUCUGCUGACCGCCUUUCGAAGCUUGCGACAAGCUCCGCCGCGCCUUUCCCGAACACAAUGCCUCGCCAGGCCGUCUCGAUAUUACUCGGCAGACGCUGACGCCCCGCCGCCGCUGCUGCAGAAGCUCAAGGGCGAGCUCAAGGCCGCCAUGCGCGCCAAAGACGCGCCCAGGCUCUCGGUGCUCCGAUCCAUCAUGUCCGCGAACCUCAACGCCUCCAAGACGUCGUCCCCGAUCCGCACCGACGUCCAGCUCGUCGCCCUGAUCCGCAAGCUGCAGAAGAGCGCGCAGGACGCCGUCGCGGACGCCCAGGCGGCCGGGCGGGACGACCUGGUGCAGAAGGAGAACCAGCAGAUUGCCAUCCUGGAUGAGUACGUUGCGUCGAGCGGCGUGAAGACGAUGGGAGAGGCCGAGAUCAAGGUCCUGAUCAACGAGGCCAUCGAGGCUGCCAAGGGCGCGGGCGCAGCUGGCAAAUCUCUGAUGGGAGAAGUGAUGAAGCGCGUCAAUGGCGCCUUGGAGGGCAAGGAUGUGGACAGGAAGUCGGUCGCGGCACUGCUCAUCACUUCCGGCUCCAAGUUUGAAGAGGAGAUUGCCUACUCACGGGCUGUUAUCGUGGACGAUUGGGUGUUUGUCUCAGGAACUACUGGAGUCAAUUAUGAGACUGGAAAGAUCUCUGAAGAUGUCGUUGAACAGACUGAACAGACUAUGAUCAACAUCGAAAAGGCUCUGAGAGAAGCGGGAUCCUCCAUGUCUGAAGUCGUUCGCGUGAAAUACAUUCUCCCGGAUCGCAAUGACUUCCCCUCCGUUUGGCCGGUGUUGAGAAAAUGGCUGGGCAAUGUGCGUCCGGCGGCGACUAUGGUGCAAGCCGCACUCAUGCUCGACGAGAUGAAGAUUGAAAUCGAGGUGACAGCAAAGAAGGGAUCCGGUAAUGAUGUCUCCGGCAACCAGGGUCUUUCUGAAGAGCAAACUGGCAAGGAGUAA
Molecule: messenger RNA, 1005 nt
Organism: Trichoderma citrinoviride
Lineage: Eukaryota; Fungi; Ascomycota; Sordariomycetes; Hypocreales; Hypocreaceae
Product: YjgF-like protein
Exons: 4
Coding region: 1-1005 (334 amino acids)
Molecular function (GO): carbon-nitrogen ligase activity, with glutamine as amido-N-donor
Source: RefSeq, a predicted model, not a curated record